UGUUUGUAAUAGGGGUUUGUUCCCUGAAAGAUUGCGAUUGGAAUAUGAACACCGACAAGACAUAGACAGCAUCGCUAUCAUCGAGUGACCUGGAUGUGAAAUCCAAAUAGGCCGUAUAUUGGUCUAUUAUUUUGACAGCACAGGAUCAGAGAAGAGAAAAAAAAACAUCGCGAAAGCGAGAGGGUGAUGAUAGGAGUUGCUAGUUAGCUAACUAACACAUCAUCAGGACUUGAUUCCAUCGUGUGUUACAAUCGGCAUUGCGAGACUAAUGGUGGACAUAGUCAGGCGUGCAAUGUUAGCCAGUCAGCUAGCUAGCUAACCAGCAGGCUGGAAUGGAAAAUAAGUACUGUCAUAUGAUUUUAGCCAGUUAGCUAGCUAACCUGGCUAAUGGGUAGAAGAGAGCUAGCUAGCCAUGUAUUUCAAUCGGUACAUACUCAUAGUUUCUUGCUAAUUACGUUAGCUUCUUUGCUAGUUACCCGUUUUAUCCCGUAGAAUAUUGCUAGUUUGCGGUUUUUUUGUGCACGCGUACUCCCACGUUUCUUAUUGAUGGAAAUAACCAUUUUGCUGCUGUUGUGACGUGAAACUCUGAAAGCUGGCUAGCAAGUUGCUAGGUAACAUAAUUAGCUUGAUAGAUAAACAAUGGCUCAAGAGGCGUUUCCUUUACAUUUUCUGGUUUGGAACAACCAAUACCUUGAGCUUGAACGGGAACUACAGAAAAACGAGGUAGGUCAACCGGGGGUAGCAACAUCAGUUUCUCUUUUUCAACCAUUCAUGUUUUGAGUUUAACAGCUGCGCUGCCGCACCGUUCUGAGAGGCGUGCCCCAGCUUUCAUGACCCACCAGGGCUGUUUUUCCACAGGAGAAUGUGGAGCGCUUGGACCCGCGGGGGCGCACCCCGCUAGAGCUGGCGGUGUGUCUAGGCCACCUGGAAUCAACCCGUGUGCUGCUCAGACACUGCGCAGACCCGACGCACUGCAACGCGCAGAGCUGGACUAGUGAGUGUAUAAACUGGGGAAUGACUGGGAAGAAUAGUGUACUCCAAAAACAAAGCAGGGCCAAUAUAUUGCUGUCAGUUUGUUGAAGGAUAGCUAUGAGGGUUAAUAUCGUGUGUCUAUGGGGUCGUUCCAUUUGAAUUUAAUCACUUUUUGACCGCACACCUUUUGGUUUGAACGAAACUUUCCGUACAUAUUUGCCCAUGGUAGAAGUGGUCAGAAAGCGACUUUUUGGACCAGAAUGCCAAAACAUUCAGGAGAUAAAGAUGCUCAAAGGGAGUUUAGCCGCCCUACACUCCUUGAAGUAUAUGGUACCACAAAGAUCGUUGGAGGUCCACACAUCAGAUAAUGUUGACUUGAAUGACAAUAUUAGUUGUUUUAAAUUAUACUCUGUCUUCCAUAGGAUACCUAUUGAAAUAUAGAUAAUAGAAUAGACAUUCUCAUUUAAGAUGACAUUCGACUGUAGGUGGACCAGCAGCCAUCUUUGUGUAAGUAAUUGGAAGUUAAAACGUCAAUUCAAUUAACAUUUUAAUGGUGUACCAGCUACAUUGCAGUGGUCUGAAGGGAUAGGUCCAUUCUAUGAGUUCUAUUUCUAUGACUGAAAUGACACCCACCUUGUAUUCAAGUGCAUGCACUGUCUUAACCGAUGACAGGCACAACACAAACACCACAGAUUAUGUCAAUGAGGAUCUAAGUAGCCUCACCAUAAACCAGGCUGCCCUAAAUGUGAAGCCUGGGGAAGUCCAUGGUAGAAAAUUAGCUAAAUAUGGGUGGGAACCCGCUGUAAAUCAGUGACGCCUUUCAACACCUCAAACCAAUCAAAUGCCUUGCUUGGGUGGAGCUGGUGUGAGGAGCUAUAGGAGGAUGGUCUCAUUAAUGGUUGGAAUGGAAUUCAUGGAACGGAGUCAAACGUGGUUUCCAUGUGUUUGAUACCAUUCCAUUCCAGCCAUUACAAUGAGCCUGUCCUCCUAUAGCUCAUCCCACCAGCCUCCACUGGUGUAGUAUCUGUGACAGUGCAUGAUGAUGACUGGGAAAUCGCUUAUUUUAAAACCUAUUCAAAAUAUGUCGAUUUAUGCCGAUUUUGUGUAUAGAGCACACUUCUGGCAAAACAUAAUUAAUUUUUUCCUCCAGGUUUUCUUCCAUUUUCUGCAAUGUUGCAAUCUAGCAUAUGGAACAACUCUGCAAAAUGUGCCCUACCAGGUCUGAAAAAAGUGACGAACACGUAGCACCAACGGGCAUGUGCGGGAGGGUUGUUGAAAUGUAACAUCCAAUGAAAAUCAGCGGUCCAUUCAAACCGUUUUGGCCAAUACAAAAUUCUCCAGAACUCCAAGGGAGGCGUGACAACGACCUGAUUUUGGAGGUAUGGGUACUUGAAUCUAGGGUCUAAGCUACAACAUAUGCGAAAAUGAAAAAAAUCAGAGUUCACCUGUUUUAUAAAAAAAAAGCUUUUCAAGAAAUUAUAAAAUAGUUUGACAACCCUGUUUGUAACAUUUUCAAUGACAUUGUGGGGUAGGCAAAAUGGGUCAACAUUGAGCACCUCUCGCUCCUGAAUAUUUUUGCAUUUAGGUACAAAAAGUUACUUUCCGACCACUUCUACCAUGGCUAAGUAUGUAUGGAACAUUUUGUUCAAAUCAAAAGGGGUGCGGUCAAAAAGUGAUUGAAAUCAAAUUGAAUGACCCUACGUCCAGUUUUGCAGGAGGCAGUGAGCACAGGGGACCCCGAGCUUUGUCAGCUGGUGCUGCAGUACAGAGACUUCAAGCGAGCCACAGAGAGACUGGCUGGCAUCCCAGAACUGCUCAGCAAGCUAAGACAGGUAAGACAGGUAGCCUAGCGGUUAAUCGUGUUGGGCCAGUAACCGAAAGUUCGGUGGUUCGAAUAUCCGAGCCGACUAGGGGAAAAAUCUGUCGGUGCCCUUGAGCAAGGCAACCCUAGUUGCUCCUGUAAGUCACUCUGGAUAAAAGCGUCUGCUAAAUAACUAAAAUGUAAAUGUAACACUUUGCAGUCCUCGCUUCAUCCACAUACAGUGGGGAAAAAAAGUAUUUAGUCAGCCACCAAUUGUGCAAGUUCUCCCACUUAAAAAGAUGAGAGGCCUGUAAUUUAUCAUAGGUACACGUCAACUAUGACAGACAAAAUGAGAAAAAAAAAUCCGGAAAAUCACAUUGUAGGAUUUUUAAUGAAUUUAUUUGCAAAUUAUGGUGGAAAAUAAGUAUUUGGUCAAUAAUAAAAGUUUCUCAAUACUUUGUUAUAUACCCUUUGUUGGCAAUGACACAGGUCAAACGUUUUCUGUAAGUCUUCACAAGGUUUUCACACACUGUUGCUGGUAUUUUGGCCCAUUCCUCCAUGCAGAUCUCCUCUAGAGCAGUGAUGUUUUGGGGCUGUCGCUGGGCAACACGGACUUUCAACUCCCUCCAAAGAUUUUCUAUGGGGUUGAGAUCUGGAGACUGGCUAGGCCACUCCAGGACCUUGAAAUGCUUCUUACGAAGCCACUCCUUCGUUGCCCGGGCGGUGUGUUUGGGAUCAUUGUCAUGCUGAAAGACCCAGCCACGUUUCAUCUUCAAUGCCCUUGCUGAUGGAAGGAGGUUUUCACUCAAAAUCUCACGAUACAUGGCCCCAUUCAUUCUUUCCUUUACACGGAUCAGUCGUCCUGGUCCCUUUGCAGAAAAACAGCCCCAAAGCAUGAUGUUUCCACCCCCAUGCUUCACAGUAGGUAUGGUGUUCUUUGGAUGCAACUCAGCAUUCUUUGUCCUCCAAACACGACGAGUUGAGUUUUUACCAAAAAGUUAUAUUUUGGUUUCAUCUGACCAUAUGACAUUCUCCCAAUCCUCUUCUGGAUAAUCCAAAUGCACUCUAGAAAACUUCAGACGGGCCUGGACAUGUACUGGCUUAAGCAGGGGGACACGUCUCGCACUGCAGGAUUUGAGUCCCUGGCGGCGUAGUGUGUUACUGAUGGUAGGCUUUGUUACUUUGGUCCCAGCUCUCUGCAGGUCAUUCACUAGGUCCCCCCGUGUGGUUCUGGGAUUUUUGCUCACCGUUCUUGUGAUCAUUUUGACCCCACGGGGUGAGAUCUUGUGUGGCGCCCCAGAUCAAGGGAGAUUAUCAGUGGUCUUGUAUGUCUUCCAUUUCCUAAUAAUUGCUCCCACAGUUGAUUUCUUCAAACCAAGCUGCUUACCUAUUGCAGAUUCAGUCUUCCCAGCCUGGUGCAGGUCUACAAUUUUGUUUCUGGUGUCCUUUGACAGCUCUUUGGUCUUGGCCAUAGUGGAGUUUGGAGUGUGACUGUUUGAGGUUGUGGACAGGUGUCUUUUAUACUGAUAACAAGUUCAAACAGGUGCCAUUAAUACAGGUAACGAGUGGAGGACAGAGGAGCCUCUUAAAGAAGAAGUUACAGGUCUGUGAGAGCCAGAAAUCUUGCUUGUUUGUAGGUGACCAAAUACUUAUUUUCCACCAUAAUUUGCAAACAAAUUCAUUAAAAAUCCUACAAUGUGAUUUUCUGGAGAAAAAAAAUCUCAAUUUGUCUGUCAUAGUUGACGUGUACCUAUGAUGAAAAUUACAGGCCCCUCUCAUAUUUUUAAGUGGGAGAACUUGCACAAUUGGUGGCUGACUAAAUACUUUUUCCCCCUACUGUAUAACACACACAGGUAACACGCAUGUCAAUCAAAUACACCAGUGCACAGAUAUCUGAAACACACUGUCACCUCUUUCAGGCCCGGGAUUUUUACGUGGAGAUGAAAUGGGAGUUCACUAGUUGGGGUGAGUUUCUGAUGUUCUCACAGUGGUUGGUUUCAUCAGCACACAGAUAGCUCCCAAUUCUACUGUCACUGUGAUGCACAGUGGUAUUAAUGCCACACAUGUUGUGUCCCUCUCGCCCCCUCUAUCUCCCCCUCCCUUCCUCUUGCAGUGCCCCUGGUCUCCAAGGUGUGUCCCAGUGAUGUGUACCGUGUGUGGAAGAGUGGCUCGUGUCUCCGGGUGGACACCACUCUACUGGGCUUCGAGCACAUGACCUGGCUCAAGGGCCGUCGCAGCUACAUCUUUAAGGGCGAAGGUAUGACACUGGUGAUAUGGCUAGCUAUUCCACGCUGCGUUUCAUCUGUCGUAUUUCUGUUUUUACUAGCGCGAGAAUUGGGAUGUGUGGUAACCUCAUGGUGGUUUGUGUUGUUUCCAUAGAGACCGGCUGAAUGGUGAUAAGUGUGUUGUUUCCAUAGAGAAUGGUGCCGUGGUGAUGGAGGUGGACCAUGACAAGCAGGUGGUGUACACGGAGCCUCUGUCUCUCUCCCCGCGGGACGCCCCAUCUCUCCUGGCUGCCAUGCUGCCCACCCAGGAGAACACCGCCCAGAGACUUACCUCCCCCAUCGUCUCCACACACCUCAACACACGCAACAUCGCCUUCGAGAGGUAACACACACACACACAUCAUCUCAACAUCGCCUUCAAGAGGUAACUACUUCAUACAUACACACACACACACGGACAUACAGCCAACAUACUCACCUACCUGGUCUCGCUGCUUAUGCUUGCCUCCGGCUGUUUGCUGCACAGGAACAAGUCUGGCAUUUGGGGCUGGCGCUCUGAGAAGAGUGAGGCAGUCAGUGGCUACGAAGCAAAGGUGAGCCAGAGACCCCAUUGGACUUUAAAAAUGCUUCUAAUAGAAAGUGUUUGUUGGCAUUUAAAAGCAUUUUUUCAUUGUUUUACUGAAUCAAGUUUUUCCUUUGGUUUGUUUCAGGUAUACAGUGCCACUAAUGUGGAGCUGGUGACUCGAUCAAGAACAGAGCACCUGUCGGACCAGGACAAGUCAAAGAGCAAAGGUACACACACACAAACACGCGCGCACACACACAGAUACAGAACACUCUCAUGUUUAAUUUGUUCAUAGUAUACAUACACCCACAGUAUGGUUAUAUCCCUCCUGUCUUCCCAGGCACCAAGACUCCUCUUCAGUCCUUCCUGGGGAUAGCUGAGCAGCAUACCGCUCAUAAUGGGGUGAGUUUCAUGAAGACACACACCUCUACCUCCUAUUGUAUGUGGUGGAUAGAUGCUUUGAUGGACUGAUGGAUGUGCUCAUUGAUGUCUCUCCCCAUGUCUCUCAGAGUAAUGUUUCUCAGUGUGCCAGCCCCCAUAACCCCACGGCCAUCACAGCUGAGGAAUACUUUGACCCAGAGUUCCAACUAAACGAACGAGACAUCGGACGCCCCGUGGAGCUCACCAGCAAAGUCCAGAGGUACCACUGUUGCCAUGGCAACGGAGAACCAGGCUCGCCAUAGCAACGCACCGUCAAGCUCGGAGAAGCACAAUAUCACCACCAUGUUUAAUGCAAGUGUCUCUAUUCUCUCUCUCUCUAGGUUUAAGGCCCAUCUGUGGUUGAGUGAGGCUCACCCUCUGUCAUUGGCUGAGCAGGUCACGCCCAUCAUUGACCUCAUGGCCAUCUCUAACGCCCACUUUGCCAAACUACGUGAUUUCAUCACCCUGAGCCUGCCCCCUGGCUUCCCUGUCAAAAUAGGUGAGAAUAAAAACUGACCCCUAGCCCAUACCUCCUAGGCUGGGGUCAGGAUCUGAAACAGACAGUCCCAGAGAGAGAGGACAUUAAGAGGAGUAGGUGCUAUCAAAAGAAAAAGGAAGUUUUACAAUUGCUUUACAAUUUAGGCUGAAACGAGAGUUUGAAGAUUUUCUUUCACACUUCCCACCUUACAUCUCUCUGUCGCUCUCUUUCUCUCUCUCAGAGAUCCCUCUGUUCCAUGUGUUGAAUGCUAGAGUGACCUUCAGUAACCUGUGUGGCUGUGAUGAGCCUGUCAGCUCUGUCAAUGUACACACACCAGAGGAGGCCCCCGAAGCUGGUAACCACACACACACAUACACACAUAUAUAUAUAUAUAUAUAUACACACACUAACUCCCCGUCCAUCUGCUCGCAGGGCAGGCCCCCCCUCCCUUUCACUGCGAGGUGGACCCCUCCGUUUUUGAACCACCCCCGGACUACACCACGCUUGGUCCGGGCCGCAGCGAGCCAAUGAGAGACGAGGAUGAUAACUUGCUGCAGUUUGCCAUCCAGCAGAGCCUAUUGGAUGCAGGGACAGAGAGCGACCAGGUGAGACAGGAAAUAUGUGUAUUUUAGAGCUGGUUAAUCCAUGGUUUAUAUAAGUAAUUGAUCCACAUCUUAGAUAUUUAUCAGCUUUAGAUUUUCAUGACGAUUGCCAUGGAAGUUCAGAAAGUACAAGACAUGCUUAAUAAUGCCUCUCUCUGUAGGUGACUAUAUGGGAAGCUCUGACUAACAGUCGUCCUGUUUCUGGGCACAUACAGUCACCACUGUACGAGGACGACUCUCAGCUGGAGAGGUGAAAGAACGUACCUCCAUUUUCCUUCACCUUGUCCAUGUCAGAUAAUGUAUUAUAAGGCUUUCCCUCUCUACUUUUAAACUGUCCUCCCGCUACCUCUCUCUGAUAGGGCGAUCCAGGAGUCCCUGUCGAUCUCAUUGGCUAGUGGUGAGGAAGGAGAUCCCGCAUCUCCCCUGUCAGUCUCGUCGUCGGACCCCGGAGCCAACUCCCCUCCCUCCUACAGCUCAGUGGCUGAGCCGCGGUUGCCGGGGCCGUUUUCCGUGGUGAACAGCUUUGACGAGCAGCUACGCAUCGCCAUGGAACUCUCGUGCAGGGAGCAGGAAAAGAUGGACAGGUGAGAGAGAGAGAGAGAGAGGAGGGUUUCUUUCUUUGUUCAUCCAUUGUUCUCUGACAAGAGGAUGAGGAGAGGAACCCAUCCUAGAGAAUUUGGACAACGUCAUGGAGAGGGGGAUUAAAAGGAUGGAAAGAAAAUGAUUUUGGGUGAUUGACUUCCAGUUUCUAUGCCUAUUGACUUAAUUAUGUUUCCUGUUACAGGGAAAGGCAGCAGGAAGAGGAGGAGCUGGAGAGGAUCCUUCAGCUUUCCCUCUUAGAGAAGUAG
Coregonus sp. 'balchen' is the source of this 7911-nucleotide messenger RNA. Lineage: Eukaryota; Metazoa; Chordata; Actinopteri; Salmoniformes; Salmonidae. The record is from the annotation of a GenBank genome assembly.